Molecule: messenger RNA, 2516 nt
Organism: Neltuma alba
Lineage: Eukaryota; Viridiplantae; Streptophyta; Magnoliopsida; Fabales; Fabaceae
Product: putative zinc transporter At3g08650
Exons: 5
Coding region: 237-2039 (600 amino acids)
Biological process (GO): zinc ion transmembrane transport
Cellular component (GO): membrane
Molecular function (GO): zinc ion transmembrane transporter activity
Source: RefSeq, a predicted model, not a curated record
UUGCUGGAAAUAUUAACUUGUGAUUGCUGUGUCUAGACUGCCCUUUGGAUGGAUUUUUCUUCUUGUUGAGAUUGUUGACUAUCUCAUUGCGCUCAUAGCAUCUUCUUUAUGCUAUGAGCUUUUGUCCGGCAUCCCUGAUUGAUCAUGGAUCACUAGCUUCUAAAGAUUUCAUUUGGGGCUGUUGACGUAAAGAAAGCCCUGUAUCUGUUUACAUCUGAAAGAAGAAUUUGAUUCAUAUGGCUUGGAAUUCAAAGCUGCUGCUAUAUGUUGGUGUCUUGUUUCUACUGUCCUUCAUUCUCUUAUUUGGUAAUUCAAAAGCCGAAGUUGAACACGAAGUUAUACAAAAGAUUAGAUCUGCUCCACAUAAGAAUGUAGUAAGCAAGGUUAUUGAUGGUACUGGUCUAGAGAAUUCCCUCGCUCUUGAUGAAACCAAUAAUGUGCUGAGUGAUAGGAAAGGUGGAAGCAGUAAAGUUUCUGUUUCAACAGUUGCAUUAUUCACAUUGGCAAUGGCGGCUGCAACUGGUCUUGGGGCUGUACCCUUCUUCUUUGUGGAGCUUGAUCCACAGUGGGCUGGAUUAUGCAAUGGAAUGGCGGCAGGUGUCAUGUUGGCUGCAAGUUUUGAUCUUGUACAGGAAGGGCAGGAUCAUGGAGCUGGAAACUGGGUUGUGAUUGGGAUCCUAGCUGGUGGCAUUUUUAUUUGGCUAUGCAAGAAGUAUCUUGAGCAAUAUGGGGAAGUGAGCAUGUUGGAUAUAAAGGGUGCUGAUGCAGCCAAAGUGGUUCUAGUUAUUGGAAUAAUGACACUUCAUUCUUUCGGAGAGGGUUCUGGGGUGGGCGUCUCCUUUGCUGGCUCAAAAGGUUUCUCUCAAGGUCUGUUGGUUACAUUGGCUAUUGCUGUACACAACAUACCAGAGGGAUUAGCUGUGAGCAUGGUGCUAGCAUCAAGGGGCGUCUCCCCACAGAAUGCUAUGUUAUGGAGUGUGAUAACAUCUUUACCUCAGCCAAUUGUAGCAGUUCCUUCAUUUAUGUGUGCUGAUGCAUUUAGUAAGUUCCUUCCUUUCUGCACGGGAUUUGCAGCUGGGUGUAUGAUCUGGAUGGUUGUUGCAGAAGUUCUCCCUGAUGCAUUCAAGGAAGCCCCUCCUUCCCAGGUUGCAUCAGCAGCAACCCUUUCUGUAGCAUUUAUGGAAGCUCUCAGUACCUUCUUUCAAAAUUUCAGCCACGACUACAACUCUGAGGAUGCUUCUGGCUUCUUUGUUUCAUUACUUUUUGGCCUUGGCCCCUUACUCGGAGGCAUCAUUCUGGUUGCAUUUGCUCUUGCCUUUCAUCUUCAGCAUGCUCUUCUGAUGGGCACCGCUUGUGGGAUUGCUUUUGUUCUUGGUGCUUGGCGACCAGUACAGCUUCUUUUGUCUUCAAAGUUGGGAUUUUUUCCUGUUUUAUUCCUCCUUGCAGCAGGGGCUGCUUUCGUCCAUGUUUCUAGCUCCAGCGUGUUGAAGGUUGCAGAUCGCAAAAAGACCUCAGCUAGUGACUUGCCUGCACUUACUGGGUUCCCAAUGAGCGUUCACACCCUUCAAUCAUUCAUUUCAUGUGGAACAGUUGCUUUUCAUGCUCUAGCUGAAGGACUCGCAUUGGGAGUGGCAGCACCAAAAGCAUAUGGACUUGGCCGUCACAUGGUGCUUCCAGUCUCUCUACAUGGACUUCCUCGAGGAGCAGCCGUGGCCAGCUGCAUCUUUGGUGCUACUGAUAGUUGGCAUGCUUCCCUUGCAGCAGCCGCCAUAAUUGGAUUUAUGGGCCCAACAUCAGCAAUCGGGGCUAUUCUUGCCGGUAUAGAUUAUAGCGGUCUUGACCAUGUUAUGGUCUUUGCUUGUGGCGGAUUAAUCCCAGGUUUUGGAAAUAUGGUUAAGAGAGCACUGAGUUUGGAAAAAAGUAAAAGUACCUGCGGCCUUAUUAUGGGUAUGGGUUUUGCUAUUUUAUGUCUGACAUUCACUAGGUUGGUUUGCUUGCAUACACCUUACUGCAAUUCUGCACCAGAAGCUGUCAGAUAGGAUGAUUGUGGUGCAUCAUCUAUUGUUAAUGUUCUUAUACAACAGGCGUAUAGAACUCUUCGAAUUGAUCACCCAAGUUCUCAGCCAUUAAGUGUGAAGAGAUUUGUAGUUGUGUCUAGUUUUAUUGACCAACGGAGACUGCAGAGAUUGGAAUCUGCCAUUUAUACUGGAGCUGUCCUUUUUGGGGGCUCUAAAGAAGCUAACGGGUAACACUUUUUGGUGUUGAGGCAGGUUUGUUAGGGGUGCUCAAGUUUCCAUACAGAACCUGACGUUUGUCGUAUUUAGCUUUUACGAUGUAUAUAUAGUUUUGAGAUUUUAUUGAUCUGAACCCUAAUUUCCUACAAUAUGAUGAACAAAGUAAAACUCGGGAAGUCAGCAGAUUCUGAUUCUUUUUCCCCUCGUUAGACUGGAUGGUGUUAUACCCGGAUAACUAGGGUUUUGAGUGGAUUAAAUCAAUAUAUUGUUUGUAUACAGCUA